This is a messenger RNA of Neltuma alba, 2190 nucleotides long. RefSeq names its product putative disease resistance protein RGA3. Gene Ontology annotation, molecular function: ADP binding. NCBI's taxonomy places the organism in Eukaryota, Viridiplantae, Streptophyta, Magnoliopsida, Fabales, Fabaceae. The record is from RefSeq and is a predicted model, not a curated record. The coding region runs from base 115 to 1668 and encodes 517 amino acids. The transcript has a single exon.
AGUCUCUCUGCCCGUCUUCUUCCUUCGUUACUGCAUUCCCAAGGUUUCAACCUAGCUACUCAACUUCCCACAAGACAAACACACCUCACUACAUCGGAUCUUGUCAUUCACACGAUGACAGAGGCUGUGAUUGAGGUUGCACUUGAGACUUUGAGCUCACUCAUUCAGAAAGAGCUCGGUUUGUUUCUGGGUGUCAGUGGAGAAAUGAGAAGGCUUUCAAGCGUACUCACUACAGUCAAGGCUGUGCUCGAAGAUGCUGAGGAGAAGCAACUCACCAACAAAUCUCUCAACGAUUGGCUGCGCAAGCUUCGAGAUGCGGCUUACUUGCUGGAUGACAUCUUGGAUGAGUGUUCCACGCAUACCCUUUCCUUGCAAUACCAAGACAAGGUACAAGCCUCUUGUUUGUGCUCUUUCAAUCCCACUCAUGUCAAGUUCCGUUACAAAAUUGCCAAGAAAUUGAAAGACAUCAGUCAAAGACUUGAUCAAAUUGCUGAGGAAAGACUGAGGUUUCAUUUACGCGAGACGGUUCAUGAGAGGAGGAAUGAAAUCAUGGAAUGGCGGCAAACUACCUCAAUCAUUACUCAACCCCAAUUCUACGGAAGAGAAACGGACAAGGCGAAAAUUGUGGACUUUUUGGUUCGUGAUGCUUCUAAUUUGGAGGACCUAUCAGUCUAUCCAAUUAUUGGUAUUGGCGGUCUCGGGAAAACCACUAUUGUCCAGCACGUCUUCCAUGAUGAGAGGGUAGUUAAUCAUUUCGAGCAAAGAAUCUGGAUAUGUGUUUCUGAAGAGUUCAGUUUGAAAAGGCUGUCAAAAGCUAUAAUAGAGGCAGCUACUGGGCAUGCUUGUGCAGAUUUAGAUCUAGAACCAUUACAAAGACAGCUCCAAGAGGUGCUUGGCAGAAAAAGAUAUUUGCUUGUCCUGGAUGACGUGUGGAAUGAGAACCGAGAGAAAUGGGAUAAGUUGAAAUCCGUUUUGGCUUGUGGAUCGAAGGGUGCUUCGAUUCUGAUCACUACCCGUCUUACAACAGUUGCCCGCAUUACAGGAACAGUGUCGCCCCAUCAGUUAUCACUACUAUCAGAAAAUUAUUGUUGGAAGUUGUUCAGACAACGAGCUUUUGGAUCGGAGGAGGAGGAACGCGAAGAGCUUAUAACUAUAGGGAGGGAUAUAGUAAGGAAAUGCAACGGAGUUCCACUUGCUGCUAAAACUUUAGGAAGUCUUCUGCGUUUCCAGAGUAGUGAAAAAGAGUGGCUCCGCAUUAAGGAAAGUGAGAUUUGGAAUUUACCACAGGAAGAAGAUUCUGUCCUGCCUGCUUUAAGAUUAAGUUAUUUGAAUUUACCGGCAAAAUUAAGACGGUGUUUUGCCUACCUUGCAGUGUUCCCCAAAGAUCGAAGGAUGAGUAAGAAACAAGUAAUAGAACUUUGGAUGGCUAAUGGGUUCCUUUCAACGAAUGGAGGGUUUGAAGUGGAAGAUGAUGGUGACAGAGUGUGGAAUGAAUUAUAUUUAAAGUCAUUUUUUGUGGAUGUUGAGAUAGAUGAAUCUGCAUACGACACAUGGUUCAAGAUCCAUGACCUUGUUCAUGACUUAGCCCAGUCUGUAAUGGGGGAAGAAUGUUAUAGCAAAACACUCGAGAAUGGCCACUUGAUGAAAGAACUCAUCACCUCUCAUUGAUAACAUUGACCAAUUUCCUAAGCUAUGGUCAUCUAAUUUGAACAAGGUCAAGUCCUUAAAAACAUUUAUAAUGCUACAACAUUAUGAUUUUGAAACUGACACUUGUGAUAGAUUGUUGAAAUGUUAUCAUUUGCGGGCACUUGACCUCAAGUUUUCAAGUGAGGUGUCAUCUUCUAUUGACCAAUUAAAACAUUUGAGGUACUUGAACCUUUCUCGUGGUAAAUUUACAAUGCUUCCUGAUUCGAUAUGUAGAUUGUGGAAUUUGCAAAUUUUGAAUUUGAACAAGUGUGGGUCUCUCAAAAAGUUGCCUGAUCAGUUGAAGUGCUUAAAAUCUCUUCGUCAUCUACAUUUGAAAGAGUGUCGGUCGUUAUCUAGAUUGGCCCCUGAGAUGCGUCAACUAAUUUGCUUGAAGACCUUAAGUGCAUAUAUUGUCGGUGAGCAGGAAGGGUUCUUAUUAGAAGAAGUAGGAAAUUUGAAACUUGAAGGAACACUCCACAUUGAGCACUUGGAGAGAGUGAAAAG